GUGCUUAAUAUGGUUCUCCGCCACAAAAAUUCUACAGGUAGCCACAAGCAGGUCAGUCGGUAAACCUGCAGGACAAACAGUUGUGUGCUUCGAAGAGCUUUAGUACUUGGAAACCUUUGGGUACGACCAGGGCAAGUUUUUUCGUUCUUUCGCGGUGAUUUUAGGUACGACUCUUUGUUUAUUUCAACCUGAUAAUAAAAAAACGAGUGACCAUGCUCGACAAAAAGAAAAUUCCUGUAGUUUUCAGAAAAGAUCUACCAAGCGAUUUGGAGAAAAUUAAAUAUGGGCAUUAUAUUAGGGACGAUUGGGACUACCCUAUACAUUUAUACUUGAAGGAAAACGAUAUACGUGUGGAUGAAAAUGGGAGUGAGAUAGUGAAAUUUCUUAAAGGAAAGUGUGUCCUCAUUACAGGAGCCACAGGAUUUUUAGGAAAAUCAUUAAUAGAAAAAUUGUUAAGGUCCUGCAAGGAUAUCGACACAAUUUAUAUAGUAGUUAGAGCAAAAAAAGGCAAAAAUAUUGAAGAGAGAGUUAAUGAACUUCUAGAUAAUUGGGUAUUUUGUCGGUUAGCAGAUAUAGUUCCAGAUUUUCGUAAAAAAGUUGUAGGAAUCAACGGUAACUUUGAAGAAUCAGACUUAGGAUUGUGUGAAAAAUCACGAAAUCUCAUAGCAGAUAAAGUAAAUAUAAUAUUCCAUGUAGCAGCAACCGUCCGUUUUGACGAGAAAAUUAAAACGGCCGUAGCUGUUAACAUUAAGGGGACCAGGGAAAUGGUAAAAAUAGCGAAAUCGUGCAAAAAACUGGACGUUUUUACCUACGUGAGUAGCGCGUUUUCAAAUUGUCACGAAAUGGAGAUAGAAGAAAAAUUCUACGAGCCCCUGAUGGAUCCUGAUACUCUAAUUGAGCUUACUGAUAGGUUCUCAGAUGAUGUUUUGGAUAAGAUAACACCAGGUCUUUUAGGCUCUACACCCAAUACCUAUACGUUUACAAAGCAAAUUGCUGAGAGUAUAAUAAAGCGAGAAGCAAUAGGACUGCCAGUGUGUAUGCAAAGGCCAUCAAUAGUAAUUGCAUCUGUCAGGGAACCUAUUCGUUCGUGGGUAGACAACAUCUAUGGCCCUGUAGGACUAAUCCAGGGUACUGCAAUCGGACUAUUACACGUUAUGCUAGGAGAUCCUGAAAAGGCUGCAGAUUUAGUUCCAGUGGAUUAUGUGAUUAAUAACUGUAUCGCCGCGUCAUAUAAGACAGCCAAAGAGAAAUCGACAUCUGAAAUACAAAUUUUCAAUUUUACUAGAAGCAAAACCAAUGAGUUGAAGUGGAAAAACUUGAUUUUAUGUUCCGAUCAAGGUUGUAAAGUAGGAUCAACGCAUAUUUUAUGGAAGCAUUUUUUUAUUUUCACGAAAAACGUUUUUUUCUACUCCCUGUUGUUUUUUCUGUUCCACAAUGUUCCGGGAUAUAUAGCGGAUUUCUUUGCAGUUAAAAUGGGCAAAAAACCUCUACUAGGCAAGGCUUACGAAAAAAUAGCAAAAUUCUCGAGCGUUUUAGCCUAUUUCACACUGCGCGAAUGGACGUUUGACUACAGCAACACUGUAUCGCUAUGGGAAUCACUGAAUGAGACUGACAAAAAGAAUUUUGCUUUUGACAUGUCGAGUAUAAACUGGGUAGAUUACUUUGACACAUACCUAGUGGCCAUGAGGGAAUUUCUCAUAAUGGAUCCGUUGGAUAGUUUGAAGGAAGGCAGGAUUUUUAUGAGACGGGCCACUAUAUUUCACUAUGUCUUCGUGUCGAUAGUUACAGGGCUGUCAAUUUAUUUCUGCUUAAAAAGUAUAUUUUGUUUCAUUCCUCUAGGAAUAAUUUUUUGUAUAAUUUAUUAUAAUUACUCUUUAUAUACGUCUUCAACUCUGUAUAUAAAAAAUAAACUUAGUAAAAAAUAGUUAAAA
This is a messenger RNA of Sitophilus oryzae (rice weevil), 1931 nucleotides long. Its product is annotated as fatty acyl-CoA reductase wat-like. Gene Ontology annotation, cellular component: peroxisome. Bases 213 to 1925 code for a protein of 570 amino acids. Gene Ontology annotation, molecular function: alcohol-forming very long-chain fatty acyl-CoA reductase (NADP+) activity. The record is from RefSeq and is a predicted model, not a curated record. NCBI's taxonomy places the organism in Eukaryota, Metazoa, Arthropoda, Insecta, Coleoptera, Curculionidae. The transcript has 10 exons. Gene Ontology annotation, biological process: long-chain fatty-acyl-CoA metabolic process.